AUGUUGGACAGAGAAGGAACUGAUGGGACCGGUCCCGGAGACGCGACUCGUUCCACGGGAGGGACUUGGCCCGGAGAGGGGACUGGUUCCGGAGCUGGGACUAGUGGCAGCGGGGGAACUCCCCUCGGGCCGUCAGGGACCACAAGUACUGGCGGGCCCCCGGCAGUACCAAUGGAGCUGAUCGCUUCAAUGAUCUCUCGCGCCGUGCGGGAGGGCUUGGGAGGCCCACCUCCUACGACCACUCCUGGGGGGAUUACGCCGAUUCCCAGUACCAUUCCAACUUCAGCUGCCGGGGGUUUGCACGCUGGUGUGGUGACGGCGGGCUUGGGGGGGGGGAAUCUAUCGUUCCUGUUGCUACGUCAG
This is a messenger RNA of Amphimedon queenslandica, 363 nucleotides long. Its product is annotated as dirigent protein 10-like. Lineage: Eukaryota; Metazoa; Porifera; Demospongiae; Haplosclerida; Niphatidae. The transcript has a single exon. The annotation marks the transcript as partial. The record is from RefSeq and is a predicted model, not a curated record.